AUGGCUUCCCUGAACGACCAAAACGCCGAUUCCGGCGCCAAGCCCAAAAAGCAAAUUCUUCUGAACGCCUUUGACAUGUUCACCGUAGGGCACUUGUCCUUCGGUCAAUGGCGAAACCCCAAGGACAGAGCCAAAGACAAACGCCGUGAUCUCACUUAUUGGACGGACCUAGCAAAGCUCCUUGACAAGGGAGGGUUUGUAGGCUUGUUCUUGGCCGAUACGUUCGGACCAUACGACACUUACAAGGGCAGUGCGGAGCCAUCGGUUCGGACUGGCGCCCAAUGGCCGAUGGCUGAUCCCGUCAUCCCCGUUUCCGCAAUGGCUGCUGUCACCAAGAAUCUUGGUUUUGCCAUCACAACGUCAACUUCGUACGAGCAGGCGUACGUGGUUGCUAAACGGUUCAGUACCCUUGAUCACCUUACGAAAGGACGAUUCGGGUGGAACAUCGUCACCAGUUGGAAGGAAUCAGCUUCCAAGGCUGUGGGCCUGCCAUUGGUCGAACAUGAUACUCGGUAUUCGAAUGCAGACGAGUAUUUGCGAGUCUUGUACAAAUUAUGGGAAGGAUCAUGGUCAGACACAGCAUUGGUUGAAGACGCGGAGAAGGGCAUCUACUCCGACUACUCCCAAAUCCGUCCCAUUCAUCACCAUGGCAAAUUUCAUGUCGAUGCUCCCUUCCUGACAGAUCCUUCACCCCAACGUACCCCAGUGCUAUUCCAGGCCGGUACAUCUCCUGCCGGUAUCAAAUUCGGCUCAACUCACGCCGAGGGCAUCUUCGUCGCCGGCCUCUCCCCACACGCCGUAGCACCAAGAGUAAAAGCAAUCCGCGAAGGAGCCAUCGCCGCAGGCCGAGAUCCGUACUCUGUCAAAGUCUUCGCCAUGAUCACCCCCAUCAUUGGCAAAGACGAAGAGGACGCCAAGCAAAAGUACGAAGAAGCCCUCAAAUACGUCCUCGUCGAAGGCGGGCUCGCACAAUUCUCCGCAACGACGGGCAUCGACGUCUCCCAGUUCGACCUGGACCACGAGCUCACCGAGAAGGACGUCGCGAGCCACCUCCAGCGCAUCCACUCGUCUCUGUACAACCUGCGCUAUCGCGGAGACGACGUGCCGAAACUGACGCCCCGGAAUCUGGGUACAGUGACGGCAAUCGGUGGGAAUGGGGCCAUGCCUGUGGGUACUGCGGCGCAGGUUGCGGAUGUCUUUCAGGAGUGGGUGGAUAUUGCCGACGUGGAUGGCUUCAAUAUCGGGUACGUGGUUACCCCGGGAAGCUUUGAAGACGCUGUUGAGUACCUCGUCCCGGAGCUUCGAAGCAGAGGGUUGUUGGCAGAGGCGAUCCCGGAGUAUGCCUCGGCUCCCACCUUUAGAGAGCAGAUUUACGGUCUUGGACAGAAGGGAUUGAGGUCAGAUCACCCGGGCUUCAAGUAUAAGUAUGAUACUUAUGAGGAGACUGUUGCCAAAGAAGAUGCUGCGAAGGCUGCAGCGGUGGAACAAACAAAGUAG
Colletotrichum orchidophilum is the source of this 1497-nucleotide messenger RNA. Its product is annotated as DszA family Xenobiotic compound monooxygenase. Bases 1 to 1497 code for a protein of 498 amino acids. Lineage: Eukaryota; Fungi; Ascomycota; Sordariomycetes; Glomerellales; Glomerellaceae. The record is from RefSeq and is a predicted model, not a curated record. Gene Ontology annotation, molecular function: monooxygenase activity; oxidoreductase activity, acting on paired donors, with incorporation or reduction of molecular oxygen. The transcript is spliced from 6 exons.